CAAAUCGAUUAAGUCCCUUUCCUGACGUCACUAGUCGGUCACGUGUUGAUCCGCACUGUGGCUGGCAGAUGGGGUCUGUGGUCUAAGGACGAGUCUCGGAUUGUGGAUUUUAAUCAACACUGGUUAAAUCGUGAUACACUGUUAUUAGGCUCAGGCAAUCCAGAGAGGAUCUAAAAAUGCUGGUAUGAAUGCAGUUUUAUGAGUGAUUAGUCGGAUUACUUAAAAAAGGGUCUCGAAUGCUUGAUUUUCUUGGAAGUGGAUUCUGGGUGCAUCUAGGAUCUUGUGGUCCUUUGCUGUGGAGAAUUAAACCCCAGCAUCCCCAUUCCCUCCUAGUGCAGUGCAACCCUGUGUAACCAUGGCAACUGCAGCAUCCUGUGAAUUGAUCCAUUCAAAUCAAGCUAGGGAGGAGUGACGGACAAACAGAGUCUUGCAAACACACACACACACACACACGCACACAAUAAAGGAUGCAGCAUGCAUCUUUGACCCUGGAUUGACGUAUCCUGGUAACAGUUGCCAUGUCGGGGUGCAACAUGAGCUCAUUGGAGGGCUGUGCCCUGCUGGAGCCCCUGGAGAUGGAGCUGCCCGAGGCGGAGGAGGAUGAGGGGGACACCAGCCUGAUGCCCGUGUCUCUGCGGGUCACGUUGGCGGCCAUCAUGAUCUUCAUGAUCACCAUCGGCUUCCUGGGCAACUCCAUCGUCUGCCUGAUCGUCUACCAGAAACCCGCCAUGCGCUCGGCCAUCAACCUGUUGCUGGCCACGCUGGCCUUCUCUGACAUUAUGCUCUCGCUGCUUUGCAUGCCUUUCACUGCCGUCACCGUGGCCACCACCGACUGGCACUUCGGCGUUGGCUUCUGCCGCACCUCUGUCAUGCUCUACUGGCUGUUCGUGCUCGAGGGCGUGUCCAUCCUGCUGAUCAUCAGCGUAGACCGCUUCCUGAUCAUCGUGCAGCGGCAGGACAAGCUGACCCCACACCGGGCCAAGGUGCUCAUCGCCGCCUCCUGGGUGCUGUCGCUCUGUGUCUCGCUGCCCUCGGUAAUGGGCUGGCGUGCCGGCAAAGCGGAGGCGCCGCGCGCGCCCCAGUGCAUCCUCGGCUACAGCGAGUCGCUGGCUGACCGCGGCUACACGGUGCUGCUGGCGGUAGCCGUGUUCUUCGUGCCGUUCAGCGUCAUGCUUUACUCGUACCUGUGCAUCCUCAACACGGUGCGCCGCAACGCCACGCGCAUCCACAACCACGCCAGCGAGGGAAGCUUGGGCAUCAGCCACUCCAGCAAGCUGGGCCUGAUGGGCCUGCAGCGCCCGCCGCCGCUCAGCGUCGACAUGAGCUUCAAGACGCGGGCCUUCACCACCAUCCUCAUCCUCUUCAUCGGCUUCUCCGUGUGCUGGCUGCCGCACACGGUGGUGAGCCUGCUGGCCGUGUUCAGCCGCCGGUUCUACUUCAGCGCCGCCUUCUACCCGGUGAGCGUGGGCGCGCUGUGGCUCAGCUACCUGAAGGCCGUCUUCAACCCCGUCAUCUACUGCUGGAGGAUCCGCAAGUUCCGGGAGGCGUGCCUGGAGUUCAUGCCCAAGACCUGUCGCUUCUGCCCCAAGGUGCCCGGGCGGAGCCGGCGGAGAAUACGGCCCAGUAACAUCUACAUCUGCAGCAGCGAGAGCCAGUCGGCAGUAUGAGGCACAACACACAUUUCCUAUUCCUAAAAGAAAAAAUGGAAGGGCUACACUCUCUGAAUAUUUACUGUGGUUGUUUCUAUGGUUGUACGUUUUAAGUCACUUGAUGUCAAAGUGAGGACAGUGUUACUGUGUGAUGAUAUGAUGUCACGUUUUUACAAUAUAAUUCAUCUGUAACGGUUCCCUUAAUCAUGAUCAUUGAUCAUGAGGGUCAUGUUUGUUGGGGAGACAUUCUCUGUUCCGUUCUCACGCCAUACUGUUAUGCUGUACUUUUUAUGCAAUGUGUUUUGGUUAACGGGUGGUCCGACCGUGAGGGACAGGUGUGUUCUCUUCUGUGUAAUAUCUCUGAAAGUGCAGUUUUGCCCCUGGCUAUAAACAUCCAGCCAGUGGUGUUUGUAAAUGGACUACAUUCAAACUGAUAUUUGCUUUACUUAAAGUAAAAUAAAAACAAACAACAGAGAGGAUUUUGAAAAGAAGAAAAAAAAAACAUUUCUCUCACCCACUCCUUCAUUUCAGACCAGUCGAAAUGUCAAAGUAAAGUCUGGAUGGAGGUGGAGGCGUCUCCCUCUCUCUCAAGUUCCUUGUCAUUAGAUUUAAUUGUAAGGUCUUAUUUCAACACAAAGAUGGAGUUAGAGUGUUACUUCUUUGCUUUAUUAAAGCAUUGAUACAAGAAUGUCGUAUGUGUAUCCAUCAUGUUUUUGACAACCAAGGAAAACUCGAGCAAGGUUUAUAAUGGAGAAUGUUAAUACCACAAUGAACUGUAUAUGAAUAUAAGCAAUAUAACCAUGAUUUACACAGAUGUAUCUUGUAUCUUGUUUCUUAAAGAAAUGUUUUUGUCCUGAAUUGUGAGGAAAGAAUGUAAUAAAAUCGUUUGUGUUAUAA
Messenger RNA from Clupea harengus (Atlantic herring), 2546 nucleotides. RefSeq names its product G protein-coupled receptor 45 (gene gpr45). The record is from RefSeq and is a predicted model, not a curated record. Gene Ontology annotation, cellular component: membrane. Gene Ontology annotation, molecular function: G protein-coupled receptor activity. Gene Ontology annotation, biological process: G protein-coupled receptor signaling pathway. NCBI's taxonomy places the organism in Eukaryota, Metazoa, Chordata, Actinopteri, Clupeiformes, Clupeidae.